CCUGCUCCAGAGGUGUGCAGUAGUCAAGCAGUUGAUCGCCAAUGCAUUAUCAGUGGCAAUAACUUUUGUCAAGGCACACCCUUUGACAAUCAGGGUUAUGGUUUUGUGCUGAUGUUCAAUGAGCACUACACUCGGGUGGGAAACCCAUACAAUCCUUUCCUGGUCAUUACUAAUGCUGAAACAGAAAAUGUACAGGUGAAUGUAACAACUCCACGCUGGAGCAGCCCAAGUGUAAAUGAGCAAUUCACAUUGGCCAGUGGUCAGUAUCGUACCGUGAGUAUUCCACAAGAGCUCCGCAUGCAGCAGUCAAAUCUCUCCACCAAGGCCAUCUUGGUCCAGUCAAGCGGGGAGGUAGUUGUCCAGGGUGUGAAUUCUGAAGAACGCUCUACAGGCAUGUUUCUUGCUCUUCCAAUUGAUGCCAUUGGCAGUGAGUAUUAUGCAGUGUGCUACAGCCCUGCUUUCCUUCAUUGCCAGUUUGGUAUUGCUGCAAUACAGGAUGGAACAGAGGUCUCGAUAUCUUUACCUUCUCCACUGCCUUCCGGUCAAAUAGUGCAGGUGACUUUUCAGGGCACAACAUACUAUAGUGGACAAACAAUCCGCCUGACCCUCAGUGCCUAUGACACCGUCCAAAUACAGGCUGCUCACGACCUGACUGGUUCUCAUGUCGUAACCAACAAACCUGUGAGCUUCUUCAGUGGGAACAGGCAUACAAACAUUGACCAAGGUCUAGGUGGACAAACAAAAGAUCACACUGUAGAAAUGCUCCCACCAGUAUCUGCCUGGGGUAAAGAGUUCAUCACUUUCCAAAUUCCAGACAGGACAGUAUUUAAUCCUGGGGACAAUUUCAGGGCUGUGGUUUCCAGUCUCAGUCAAACAUCGCAACUAAACCUGACAGUGGGCUCCAGCAACAUAUACCCAGCAGUGCCCAAUGGGUUUUCAUAUGCCCAGUUCCUGGUUGGCCAAGGUAGCCAAAACACUUAUGCCUAUCUGUCAUCAAACACUCCAGUAAUGUUGGCUGAAUUUAUUGUAAGUAUGAUAGCUACCAAUGAGCUAGCAGAUCCUUCUAUGAUCUAUCUGCCACCUGUUUCAUUGUACAGGAAUGAAUACACGUUCACUGCCCUGGAAAGAUCUCUCAGCACAAACAAUCUUUUUGUCAACACAAUUAUUAUUGUCAGUCCUUUGUCGGGCCGUGGUGACAUCACAUUGGACGGGAAUGCCUUACCAGCAAUAACAUGGACAAAUGUUGAUGCAGGGGGUGUCAUAUACAGUGCGGGAUUCUUUACCAUCAGCGCCGGCUUUCACAAACUGAGUCAUCCCAAAGUGAACCAUUAUUUUGGAGCAGUGCUGUAUGGAAAUGUUCUGAAUGAUACAGUAGCCCCAGAAUCCUAUGCAACUGCUAUUGGCAUGAGGCUGUCCAGGGUUAAUGAACCUUGUGGAUGCAAUGUCACUACAACAGCCCAGUUCCAAGCCGAUGGCAUUGACAAUGAUUGUGAUGGGCGGGUUGAUGAGGAAGACUGCAGUAAUGCAAAUACAGAUGAAGAUGGUGAUGGAAGACAGAAUGAGGAUUGCGCCACACCUUCAAAAGUGGAUGGCCAGUGGUCUCAGUGGUCAAACUGGGGCACCUGUUCAGUGAGCUGUGGGGGUGGCAGCAGGAGUAGGACCAGGUCCUGUAGUGAUCCAGCCCCAGCAUUUGGUGGCAGCCCUUGCCCAGGAUCCCCUCCAGACACACAGACUGAUACAGAAUCCUGCAAUAGUAAUGCCUGUCCAGUUGAUGGAAACUGGGGAGGUUGGACACCAUGGAGUAACUGUAGCAGGACAUGUGGGGGAGGCAUAAGGUUCAAAUCGCGUGAGUGUAAUAACCCUCCGCCUUCCAACGGUGGGGUGUCCUGUCCUGGAUCCAGUAAUCUGACAGAGACGUGCAACCCACAGGGCUGCCCUGGUAAGUGACUUUAUCUGUAGUACUUCUUGAUAAAGAUAUUGGUAUAGUUAAAUGGAUACGAAAUAGUUAUACCGGCAUGUGCACAAAUGAUAUGAUUUAGUAGUCAAAUAAUCAUAUUAUUUGAUUAAAUU
This is a messenger RNA of Lingula anatina, 2070 nucleotides long. RefSeq lists its product as uncharacterized. Lineage: Eukaryota; Metazoa; Brachiopoda; Lingulata; Lingulida; Lingulidae. The record is from RefSeq and is a predicted model, not a curated record.